Lathyrus oleraceus (garden pea) is the source of this 998-nucleotide messenger RNA. RefSeq lists its product as uncharacterized. Bases 124 to 822 code for a protein of 232 amino acids. Lineage: Eukaryota; Viridiplantae; Streptophyta; Magnoliopsida; Fabales; Fabaceae. The transcript is spliced from 2 exons. The record is from RefSeq and is a predicted model, not a curated record.
GCCAUAUAUAUAUAAUAAGAAGUGUGACAUUAACUCUAAAACAACAUUUAUAUAAAGAGAGAAGAAGAAGAAGAAUAGAGAAUUAUAUAACAAACUAUAUACCUACUUAGGAGAAAGGCAAAGAUGGAAUGGAGAAAAUGCUAUUUGGAUGUGAUUUUGGUUCCUUUGAGUUUUCUAAUUAGCAUUGGUUAUCAUUUAUGGCUUUGGCAUAAGGUUAGAACUCAACCACAUUCAACCAUUGUUGGAAUCAAUGCUAGUGGUAGAAGAAAUUGGGUUAAUGCUAUGAUGAAGGACAAUGAAAAGAAAAACAUCCUAGCUGUUCAAUCACUAAGGAACACAAUAAUGGGAGCAACCUUAAUGGCCACAACCUCAAUUCUACUAUGUUCAGGUCUAGCAGCGGUUAUAAGCAGCACAUACAGUGUGAAGAAACCACUCAACGAUGCAAUUUAUGGAGCACAUGGAGAAUUCAUGGUAGCACUAAAAUAUGUCACACUCCUCACAAUUUUCCUCUUCUCAUUCUUCUGUCACUCUCUUGCAAUAAGGUUCAUAAACCAAGUCAACAUUUUAAUCAACACACCACAAGAUCCCAUGUCCCUUGUCACACCAGAAUAUAUUUUUGAGAUUUUGGAGAAAGGUUUCAUUUUGAAUGCUGUUGGUAAUAGGCUUUUCUAUGCUGGUCUUCCUAUGUUGCUUUGGAUCUUUGGUCCUGUCCUCGUUUUCCUUUGCUCUCUCACUAUGGUUCCUGUGCUUUACAAUCUUGAUUUUGUCUAUACAUCUGGGAAAGGAAAGAUGAAUGUGGAUCAAAACGAGGAUUUUGUUUGAAUAUUUCUAAUAAAAUAUAUAUCAUGUAAUAUUAUUAUAAGCUUAUAUUAUAUAUAUUAUAUAUUAAAAAAAAUGAAGAGACCCUUUUAAAUUUUAAUAUUGUGACUGCAAUUGUUGCACUAUAUGUUAUUGAAUUGUUCUUAGUCAACAUCCUUAAUGAAUUAAAGUUUUGUUAA